This is a messenger RNA of Rotaria sp. Silwood2, 1432 nucleotides long. NCBI's taxonomy places the organism in Eukaryota, Metazoa, Rotifera, Eurotatoria, Philodinida, Philodinidae. The record is from the annotation of a GenBank genome assembly.
AAGGAAUUUCUAGGAUUCGAGACACGAUCCUGAAUAAAACUUAGCAGGAUCCUUGAGAUUCAGGAUCCUGACAGAUCCUUUCAGGAUUUCUCAAGGAAUGAACAGGAUUGAGACUAGGGUUGUAAAACCCAAUCGAGUAUAAGAUAUAAUGGAUUCGGAUUCUGAUGAAACAUUGUCCGAUGAAAGUGAAACUACAAUUAGUUCAUAUGAACUUGAUAAUAGUAAUUCUGAAGAUAAGGAUUCAUUGAUUGAAGAACUCGAUUGAAAUUCAAUUGAUAAAUGAAAAUGGACAGUAUUGAAAAGAGUAUUAAUGGCACAGAGAAUUCUGAAAAACCGCAACUUUUAGCUAAUAUGCCAGAAGUUAUUUCAACUUAUCAUAGAUGUACUUAUUGUAGUGCAAAAGAAAGAGAAAAAAGAACGAAUGUAAUGUAUGCUUUUUGUUAUGUUUGUCUUUGUGUGAAAAAUUGUUUUUCAUUGUAUCAUCAAAAACUAUGUGUAUCGACAGUGAAAUGAGUAAAUAUGUAAUUACAUAAUCGCGCGAUUUUUUAUUGCAACUUAAUCACAGGUUUCAUAAUAUCAUCAGGCUACCUAAUACCAUGUUUUAUCAAAUUUAAAUUCGAUCGAAAAAAGUCAGGAGUCAAAGGGUUAAAACAUGGAAUGAAUUUCAAUAAAAUAUAUUUCCAUUGUUAUUAUAUCUUGUUACUUAUUUUCUCAAGAUCGUCUAUUUAUAUAUGCAAUUAAGUAAUAUGUUUAUAUAUAAAUUUUAACUAAAGACAGCAAUUAUUAAAGAUGAAUAACAACAUUAACUUUUAUUAAUUGAUGAAGUUUUUUUUAUCAAGUCUGUAAAUGGACGAACGGACAGACAUAUUGAUCAAUUCUAGUUCAUGUUGUAUUAUAAAUUCUUUGUGAUUUUGUUUUAUAUAUAUCCUAAAAGAUAAUAUUAAAAUUUACAUUCGUCAAAUAUCUAAAAUGACACAUCAUAAUCCAAUAGUGAUACUUUCAUUUGUAAAUAACUUUUAUAUUUAUUUAUUUUAAAUAAAUUUUCUAAUUUUCUAAACUAAGAUUAUCGAUUAGAUUUAAUAAUUUAAUAUUUGUUAUAAAUCAUGCAUUAAAAUAUCUUUCACCACUUGCCUAUGAUAUUAUUUAUUAUAGAAAUAUUACAUUUAUUAACAAUAUUAAUAUUAUUAAUAUAAUUAUCAUUAUAUAUUAAUAGAAAAAUUAUUCGUAAAAUUGUAAUAUCAAUACAAUAGUUUCAAAAUUUAUGUUUUUUAUUAAGUAAUAUAUUUAAAAUAUAUUCUAUUGAUUUUACGUCUCUUUUUUUAUUAUAGAUUUAUAUUUAUUAUAUGAAAUAAUAUUUAAAAUGAAUAGUGUUGAAACAUCAUCAAUAAUUACACAUGAACAAUUAGAAGUGUCAUCUGAUGAUGAAUUAUAA